This is a messenger RNA of Owenia fusiformis, 1452 nucleotides long. The record is from the annotation of a GenBank genome assembly. NCBI's taxonomy places the organism in Eukaryota, Metazoa, Annelida, Polychaeta, Sabellida, Oweniidae.
AGACCGUUGCCAUUCUGGAAGAUUGGAAUACUAACGCGAAUGUCAAAACCUGAAUAACUUCUUCAUUAUCAUGGAAAUAGCAGUUAGUGCAGUGUAACGAUUUUCAUCCCCGGGACUCAUGUUUAUCCUUAAUGUAAUAUUUAACGUUUGAAAGAUAUAUCUAAAACGCUAGGGUCCUUGGUCCGUAGUUCAAAAAGUACUCAUUGUAAGCAAAUAUUCAAUGCCAUUGAACUUGAUUUUCGAACCAAUUUAAAAUAAAGAAAAAUAAAGAACUAUGGUGGUCAAACAAGUUUAGCUAUUUAGCUAAUGGGAAUCCGUUUAGAAAUGAGACAUUAUAAAACAAGUUAAAAUUGAGUCGAAUCUGGAAAUAAACAAUACAAAGUACACCGAAUCAACCAGACUUGAAAGAUUUAUUACGAUGCCUGAAGUAAACGUAACGAGACAGGGUCCUCUUGAAGAUAUAUAUGGGGCAGUGUAUGAUUUCUUUGAGGGAGAUGAAUGGAAAAUCAGUGUAAUAGGGAGCUAUCUGUUGAUGGUUGCUACGUUCUGGCUGACAAAUGCCCUACUGCUUUAUGGCGACUUUAACAGAAAGCCUGACUGGCUUAUGCAAUACAAAACACAGAGAGACGAGCAGGGUCCUUUAAAGAUUGACCCUAAGAAGCUAAAAAAUGCAGUGGUAUAUUCCGCCUUCAACAAUUUGUUCGUAAACCUACUAGUGGCCAUACCCCUCUACAGACUACAACAGUUACUUGGCAUCAGCUUUAAAGUUGAGGAAAUUCCCGGGGUUUUCGGAAUAGCGUUUCAUUUCACAGUUUUCGUUCUGGUUCAAGAGGUGGUGUUCUACUAUACGCACAGACUGUUGCACCAUCCGUUCCUUUACAAGCAUAUUCACAAGAAACACCACGAAUGGACUGCCCCUAUCGGAAUCGUAGCCAUCUAUGCGCAUCCCUUGGAAUACCUCACUGGCAACGGAUGGUCGAUCAUGGGUGGGCCAGCGUUGAUGCGUUCCCAUAUUGUCGUCUGGUGGAUUUGGUUUGUUAUCGCGACUGUAGUGACAUCUAUCCACCAUAGUGGGUACCAUCUACCACUGCUGCCAUCUAACGAGUUCCAUGACUACCAUCAUCUCAAAUUCAAUUGGAAUUUUGGCACGAUAGGCGUUCUAGAUUGGUUCCAUGGAACGGACGAGCAAUUCAAUAAGUCUGUAGAAAGCCGAAGACAUCGAACCCUGUAUGGUACAAAACCCAUAUAUGAGGUCAUCAGGGACGUUAAGAAACGACAAUAGUUUCUCCUGUGGGAGAUCUACUUAGAAUUAUGACGUCAAGACCACGUGGAUUCUUAAAUGGUCAAGAACACUGCAUUGGUUGUUUACUUGUAUUGGACAAUGAAAUUGUGCAUACGCCCUAGUAACGAGGGAAUUAAGAUGUAGUUUUAUCACGCGGUCCUAACUUCGAC